AUGGGAGCCGCAAAAGGUUUACAGUAUCUCCAUGAGAAGAACAUUGUCCACAGAGAUAUGAGACCUAACAACAUCCUAGUAACACAUGAUUUUGAAUCACUGCUAGGAGAUUUCGGUCUUGCAAAAACUCGACAUGAAGACUCGGAUUACAGCUCUGAGACAAGACUUGUUGGAACUCUAGGAUAUUUGGCCCCCGAAUAUGCAGAAUAUGGGAAAGUUUCUACCAAGACGGACGUGUACUCCUUUGGGGUCGUUCUGUUGCAGCUAAUAACAGGACUGAAGACCACAGAUAAAUCUCUUGGAGGAAAAAGUCUUGUAGGAUGGGCACGACCACUAUUAAAAGAACGAAACUAUCCAGAUCUGAUUGAUCGCAGGAUUGGAGAGUCCCAUGACGUCUACCAACUGUUUUGGAUGGUUCGAGUAGCAGAAAAAUGUCUCAGCAAGGAUCCUCAAAAGAGGAUGACUAUGGAGGCGGUAGUUGAUGCAUUCACUUACAUAAUGGAAGGCAAGGCAGUUUGCUACAUAAGAGACUUCUCCCCAGCAAAAUCAGAUUCAGUCGGCAGCAUGCCAGACUCCACUGAAUCACAAUUCGAUGAUAGAAGCUUCAGUGUGGACACAGCACCAAUGUAUGGCAUGGGUUAUGCGAGUGGAAGGCUUCCGCCAUCACCUUCGAUGAAACCCACUUCUUCUGGAACUUCCUUAAGUGAUGCACAGAGCAAAGCCAGCGGCAAAGCGACCAGUACAAAGAGCGGAGAAACAUCGGGGGACACCAAUGCAGAAUCUUCUAAUGAUUACUCAUCACUACAAGAUACAAGAUACCUUCAUCUGGCUUGA
Messenger RNA from Syzygium oleosum, 834 nucleotides. Its product is annotated as proline-rich receptor-like protein kinase PERK8. The coding region runs from base 1 to 834 and encodes 277 amino acids. Gene Ontology annotation, molecular function: protein kinase activity; ATP binding. Gene Ontology annotation, cellular component: plasma membrane. The record is from RefSeq and is a predicted model, not a curated record. NCBI's taxonomy places the organism in Eukaryota, Viridiplantae, Streptophyta, Magnoliopsida, Myrtales, Myrtaceae. Gene Ontology annotation, biological process: protein phosphorylation. The transcript is spliced from 4 exons.